Messenger RNA from Lichtheimia ornata, 2754 nucleotides. RefSeq lists its product as uncharacterized. The record is from RefSeq and is a predicted model, not a curated record. Gene Ontology annotation, molecular function: DNA-binding transcription factor activity, RNA polymerase II-specific; RNA polymerase II cis-regulatory region sequence-specific DNA binding; zinc ion binding. Lineage: Eukaryota; Fungi; Mucoromycota; Mucoromycetes; Mucorales; Lichtheimiaceae. Gene Ontology annotation, biological process: negative regulation of transcription by RNA polymerase II; positive regulation of transcription by RNA polymerase II. Bases 1 to 2754 code for a protein of 917 amino acids. The transcript is spliced from 3 exons.
AUGGAACAGCCUAAGCAACAACGCACACUACGACUCAAAGACAUUGAAAAAACGGACCUAUCAUCAGCAGCAACGCCCUCUUCUGUUGCUGCAACUCUUUUAUCCGACUCCUUGUUCCCACCCAGAAAACCCAAAGCAGCAGCAGCCAAGGACGAAUCAGCACUUGACAAUGACGCAGCUGGUGACAAUGAAAAGAACGACCCAUUGGCAACUCAAGUAUGGCGAUUGUAUACCAAAGCAAAGGACACUCUACCCAAUGCAUCUCGCAUGGAGAAUCUGACUUGGCGUAUGAUGGCCAUGACACUCAACAAGAAUCGUUCAAGGUCGUCUACACCUUCUACACCUUCGAGUGAAACCACAGCACCCACGGAUAUGGAUUCUCCUGCUGCUGCUGCUGCUGCUGCUGCUGCUGCUGCUGCUACGACGACUAGCAACAACAACAACAACAACAACAACGACAUGUCGAUUGAUGCCAUAGGAUCUUCACCUCCACCAGCAGAUGAUACAUCUCAAUUACUAUCCUCUUCUGCACCACCUUACAUGAUUGAUUUCUUAAGUGGGGGUCCUCCGUUUCAACGUUCUGCAAGUCCUGGCAUUGCUACCAAUACCCAUCGUCAACAUCGACAAUCAUCAUCCACUAAUCACCCACGUAACAAGAGCGUAUUUGUUUAUGGAUCGACACGUGCUACAUCAUCGUCAUCAUCCACAUCUUCACCCACCUAUUCUUCUCCACAACCAGCUCAUGUAUCCGUUGCCGAGACAACCCCAAUGAGCAACCCGUACUUUCCCGCAGUGAAUGGUACCAGCAGCAUCACUAUACCCGUCGACAUGCCUGCAGAUGACUCUGAUAUGGACCAAGAUGAUAUGGAUCCUAUUUCUCCACUCUCAAUGCCUUCCCCUUUUAAUCGUAACUCGGUGGAUUCAACUAGCAACAACAGUGGUGGUGGUCAUCAGCAUCAUGCAUCUUCGUUCCUGAGCCAUUCAUUUCCAACCCAGGUUCAAUCGUUACAACAGGGGCGAGGUGUCAAUCCCAUGUUUCACUCUGCUGCUACCCAUCGCAAUAGUACAAGUGCUAUCAACACCAAUACCAAUACCACGGCCACGCAGGCGCGGUCACCCUCUUCUAUGUACAUUCCUUCGUCUUCUACACCCCUUGAUUCAUCCAAUACAUCUCCACCACCACCAUCAUCAUCAACAAAUCAUCGGCCUGCGUCAAUAGGAGGAGGAGGAGGAGGUGGUGGUGGUGGUGUUCGAGCCAAUCCCGGUGCUAUGAGCUUUGAGGAAUUACUUGCCAUGUAUUAUUCUGGUGCCAAUGCAGCAACUCUUGGUACAUCUCCACCCAACAUUGAACCCAACAUGUUAUCCUCAUUGCUACAAGCUAGUCAAAGUGCCAACUUACCACUUGCUCAUAUGACUCAAGGACAAUUGGUUGCUGCUAUGGGAGGUCAUCAUGGUGGAUCAUCAGCUACUGGUAUUCAUCCACUCCAACAUUCUAUACCACAACCCAUUGCACCCCAAACCACUACUAUUACUUCUACUUCUUCUACUACUACUACUACUACACCGCCAUCUUCCUCAUCCUCCAACAACAAUGCAUCGACACCCACCACUACAAACAAUAACUCACCUCGCAUCAGCAAUAAACCAUCAUCGAGCGGGAGCAGUAGCAAGAAAUCGGAUGAUUCUAAAAAAGACGGCGGGACUACUACCAAAUGCGCCAAUUGCAGUACAACCACUACACCAUUGUGGCGUCGUGAUCCAGAAGGGCAACCUUUGUGUAAUGCAUGUGGAUUAUUCCUCAAAUUGCAUGGUGUUGUACGGCCACUCAGUCUCAAAACCGAUGUCAUCAAGAAGCGUAAUCGUAGCGGUGCAUCAGCAGCAGCCAAGAAUGCAGCAGCAGCAGCGGCGGCAGCAGCAGCCAACAAUAGCAAUGGUGACAAAGGAGGCAAUAGCAAUAACAGCAGCAGUAGCAGUAGCAGCAAGAUCAAGACGACUUCAUCCACAAGCAGUGGUAUUCAAGGCUCGAGUAUGGGUGUGAUUGGGAAACGAUCCAGUGGAACAGGCAUGAUCAGCAUUGCACCUAAUGCAGCAGCCAAGCUAUCUCUCCAACCAGUGACUUCGACUACAACCAACCCUACCUCUGCAGCAGCAGCAGCAGCAGCAGGCAUGGUUUCUACAAAUUCAUCCACCUCUACUACAAGUCGACCUAUUGUAUUUGCACAACCACGCGUAUCUACUGGUAAACGACAACGACGCCAUUCCAUGAGCAAUGAUGACAACAAGAAGGAUAAUUCAAUCAUCAUAUCAGCAUCAUCACCACCACCUCAACAAUCCAAUACAAGCGAUGGUUAUAGAUCAGCUGCUGCCAUGAUACUACCACAACAUCCAAGGAGUAUAUUACCUAACAACCAACGACCUCCUCAACAUCCACCUUCAGUCCCCACUGGUGUUGCUACGGCUGCUGCGGCGGCUACUGGAAGUGGAAGUGCACCCAACUUGUCAUGGAUGGGAAUGGUAGCAGCUGCUGCAGCUGAUGCUCAACAACACGAUACAACGACAUCGUCCUUUGCAUCAUUUUCUCCUGAACAGCUGCAACGACUCGUUCUUUUGCAGCAACAACAACAACAACAACAACAACGGACUGCCACACCUCCACCACCUCCACCACCUCCACAAUCUACAUCCUCUUCCUCCUCAUCUGCUAUUCCCAUAGAUGAUGUGAUGGAUCAUGAUCAUCCAGAUCAAUGGUCAUAA